Leptosia nina is the source of this 990-nucleotide messenger RNA. The record is from the annotation of a GenBank genome assembly. NCBI's taxonomy places the organism in Eukaryota, Metazoa, Arthropoda, Insecta, Lepidoptera, Pieridae.
AUGAGGCUUAGCGAAAGACGCGUUUUUCGUUUUUUUUAUAAUGUGAAUUGUGUCAUCCUGGGUAUUGACAUGAGUAAAAUACGUGAGUUGACGCCUGAAUUGGCUGAAAUUGCCAGAAAGGAAUUGAAUGAAAAUCCGAAACGCACUCCAAAAGACAUCCAGCAUUUGAAGGAAUGGGUGGCCAAACAACCUCACUUGAGGGCACGUACAGACGACCAGUGGUUACUUGCAUUGCUACGCGGUUGCAAGUUCAGUUUGGAGAGGGUCAAAGAAAAAUUAGAUCUCUACUACACAUUACGAACAACAGCACCAGAGAUCACGUUACGUCUGAAACCUACAGAAGACGAAUUCCUAGAAUUUCUGAGGCUCGGAACCUGCGUGAUACUUCCAAAAUCGAGUACCCUCCACCCUCGCGCUAUCCUGAUUCGAGCAGGAAGGUUCGAUAUCAACAAGUAUGAAAUUGAUGAUGUUAUGUGUACCUUAUACUAUCUAGUUCAGAUACUUGUCUUGGAAGACGAAGCAGCUUCUAUAGUGGGUACAAAGAUAAUAGUGGACUAUGACGGCUGCACGAUUUCACAUUUAACUUUAGUCAAUCCCACACUUCUUCGAAAACUUAUAGCUGUAGGACAAGAUUCCCUUCCACUACGUCUUAAAGGAAGCCAUCAUAUAAACGUUGCACCAGGAGUAGAAAUGGUAUUUAAACUUGCAUCAGCUUUCCUCAACAACAAAGCGAAAGAGAGGCUCAAAAUACACAAGAACCCAGAAGAACUAUUCGAAAUCCUACCUAAAGAAGUCAUACCAACUGAGUAUGGAGGCACAGGCGGGAGUAUUGCUGAUAUAUCUGAGUAUUGGAUAAAGAAAGUAGUAGAAUACAGAUCGUGGAUGAAAGAAGAGCUGAAGUUCGGCACAGACGAAUCCCUAAGGCCGGGAAAACCACACGGCGAUGACAUUUCAAACGCUGGAUCUUUCCGGGCGUUGGAAAUUGAUUAA